ACUUGUCGAGGGGUGGGAGGAGUAAGUGCCUGGCGUUUGGCAGCAUCACGAUUUACGUGCAGGCCAGUCCCGCAAGAGUUAGGCUGUCGGUGAGCGCGGGCUGUGCUUCGGGUCCAGCGUCUUCAUGGUCCUUUCCUAGGAACUGACCUGGGGAGGCGUGGAGGGGAAGAGUACGACGCCCGCCGGUCAUCUACCGGCCCCCCAUUCCGGAUUUCUAGGAGCUCUGGAGAACUGGCCUCCCGACCUGUGAGGAGACCCGGCCGAGACCAGGCUGACUAUGAAGGGCGACGCCUCGACUUCUGCAGCCCCCUUGAAAGGGCUCGGGGGCCCUUUGCGGAGCAGCGAGCCUGCGCGUGCCCUUCCGGCUGUGUCACCCGCGGUGCACCUGCUGGAGGAGGCGGCCGACCUGUUGGUGGUGCAUCUGGACUUCCAUGCCGCGUUAGAGACUUGCGAACGGGCUUGGCAGAGCCUGGCCGAGGAGCCCACAAGUGGCACUGUUGUGGAGGUGAAGUGCUCCCUGUGCGUCGUGGGAAUCCAGGCUCUGGCAGAAAUGAAUCGGUGGAGAGAAGUCCUGUCCUGGGUCCUCCAGUAUUACCAGGUUCCUGAAAAGCUUCCUCCCAAAGUCCUGGAGCUGUGCAUCCUUUUAUACAGCAAAAUGCAAGAGCCUGGAGCUGUGCUGGCUAUGGCUGAUGCCUGGCUGCAAGACCCAGACAACCAGGGCCUUCCCGAGUAUGGAUCACUGGCAGAACUCCACCUGCUCCAGGUGCUGCUACCCUUGGGCCGCUUGUCAGAGGCGGAGGGGCUGGCAGUGGGCUCUGCAGCUUUCAGCGAGGAGCAGCGGGAAGCAGUGCUCCAGGCCGUCUGCACAGCAAGGCAGCAGCUCACGCGGGAGCACUUGAGUCCUCAGGAGCAGCAGAAGCUGAGCCAGGAAGGUUCAUUCUCCCAUAAGCUGAUGUCAUUGCUGAGGUUGCUUCGCCGGCUUUGGGACUCUGCAGCGAGCCACCUUCUCUCUCAGCCCUUCAAAAAGAGCCUCCUGGCAGCCUUGAUCCUCCUCCUCUUGGUUCUGCGCUUUGACCCAGCAACCCCUUCUUCACUGCCCUUCCUGUACCAGCUGGCCCACCUCUUCCGCAGGAUCCAGAAGGCCACACUCUCUCGGCUCUACCCCCUUGCCCUCCGUGACUGAGUGGUCCUACCGGGUUGCCUUGGCCUCCUACAGUCCACAUCUCCAGAAGCAGAAAAGUUGAGUCCAGUGGCUGAGCUCCAUCCAGAUGGCACCAUGAGAGUGAGCCCACUUCAUUCUAGAAAGUGACCAAGGCAGGUGAGCUGUGGCUUGCUGCCUGAGCCCUCCCUUGGGCAUCCCACCGCGGCUGGCCUCAAAGGGAAUGUGGAAAUAGUGGCGCCUGAGGCCCAGCCUCACCGGACAGAGGUCUGGCUGACCAGAGCAGUUCUCUUUUACCUCUUACUGCAACAGCUCCUCAAAAAGGAGGGGCUCUGGAGCAGGAAAUUUUUGUGACAAAGACAGAGGGUGACUUGGCUCUGGAGCAGGAAAUUUUUGUGACAAAGACAGAGGGUGACUUUCCAGGUCAGGGUGCUAACGGGGGGCUAGCUGGGGGUUCACACACAUCUGGAGGAGAAGCCUUCGCUUUUGAAAAACUUACCUCUGAGACUUGCACCACAGGGCAGUGUUUGAAUUCAGUGAAACCAGAGACGCCUCUUCUCCCAUACUCCUCCCACAAAUGCCAUCCCCUCCCACUGGUCCUGCAGUGGGGCAAGAGGCAUCUGUCUGCUUGAGGCAUUUUGCUAAUCAGGCGGAAUGUGGCUUCUGACCCACCCAGGUGACCACUGGGAGCAAAGUGAGCCUGCCCGACCUUAUCUCUGGGGAAUGUGAUCUUUCUUGGUGCCUCUUAGUCUUAGCUCAGUUUUCCAGUAUGCCAGGGGCCAAGCACAGCCCUCUUGGACCCUCUGUACCCCACCACCCUUUGACCUGUCCAGCUAACUUUGUCUCAUCACUGUUUCUCCUCGGGGCUCACUGUGGCAGGUCCCUUGUCUGUACCCUGUUGUCCUAGCUGUGGUCUGUUGUUUGUAAAACACCCAAGUUGCUUUGCUCGUGUGCCGUGAAAAGUAGGCCAGUCUCAGAGUUGAGAGCUGAAAAUGGAACUGGGUAAUCAGGUGAGCUGGAAGACUGUGGGGGCUGGGCCAUGGGGGCUGAUGGGGACCAAAGGGACAGACCUUGGGGAGGAGGCUCUGGACAUGUUUCAGCAUUUCUUUCGAUGACCACAAACGUCUCGUGUGUUUCUGUGUCAGUAAAUUGUAUUUCAUUCUGGUGUCACCUGUAUGGAGGCCCUCAGCCGGCCAUCUGUCACCCGAUCUCCGUCAGAGUGGAUGAUGAGCAUGCAGAGAGAGUUUGCUAGCUUUUUGCUGAGCUGUGAGUCGACAGCUUUUCCUUAGAAGAGGAAACUAGGAAACUGCACGAUACUUAGAACUCCAUCUGCAUCCUGAAGACUUGGGAGUCACGACAGCCUUUCCCUAUCAUUUUGUGUGUGACUUUUAAAUAGACCCCUGAUGAGCUGGGAAAGAAAAGGACCCAGGAAGGGCUGAGACUCCUUGACAAUGAUUCCUCUCUUGCUUACUUUUGGGAUGGCAGACUCACUAUUGUUGCCCAACUUGGCCCAGAACUCCAGGGCUCGAAUGGUGAACUCCACCCACCAGCUUCUUGAAUAUUUGUGACUCAUGCACCUUAUGAGAAUGGUUUUGAAAUGAGAAUCUGGACAUUCACUGCCCUAGGGAAAAAAAACAAAAAACCCUUAAUGGCUUCCAUGACCCACAGGAUGCAAGUCUAGAUUCUUAUUAGAGACUUAGGCCCAUUGUUUGGGGGCUCGGCUGCCGGCUCCUUUGUUGUGUUACCCUAUUCCCUGGACAUGCUGCAUUCUGGCUGCCAGGCCCUCCUCAGGCCUCUCCACAGUGGCUUAGCUGUUGCUUCGGAGGGUCUUACAGCAGCUCUGUCCCAGGAGACUCUUGGUUUUUCAGACAUGCUCAAGGGCUACAUGACACCCUUCAGUAGCUCUUUCUGCUUCCCAGCCCGUCUCAUGCCCCUCCUACAGUGGUGACUGGAUGGUGGUGGGAUUGUUUACCUCACCAGUGCUGUGAGCUCUUUGAAGCUGCAGAGCAAGGCUCAUAUCCCUGCCCUGCUGUGUGGGUGACUGCUGGGCAGAGUUCCGCCUUCUCAUCUGUAAGUCAUCCCUCAUCUCACAGGGAUUCACGUGACGAAAUGGGCACGUAGGAAGCUUUUGGCACUUUCUCCUGCCCCAGGAAGAGUUCUUGUGAGUGGUGGCUGAGCUGAGGCCCGGCUGAGCCUGCGCCAGUGCUAACCUAACCACCUACCUGUCAGGUGAGGAAUUUGCAACCGAAACUCCUGCUGUUACUUCGGCCUUCCCAAGGAUGUAGGCUGGUCCUCAGCUCUGGGCGUAGCGAGGUCAAAGUGAAGUGUGGGCCUUCUUGGUAAAUCAACCAGUAGAGGAGCCAUCAGCCAAAGAUGGCUUUUGAGCAUGAAAUGUGGCUCGUCUGUGUAGAGGCAUUCUGUCAUUGUAAGACAUACACACUAUUUCAAAGACCAAGCACUAAAACAUAAAAACACAAGCUAAAAUAAAAAAAUGGAAAUACAAAGAUUUUUAUAUUGAUCAAAUGUUGAAAUAAUAGUAUUUUGGGUGUAUCGGGUUAAAUAAAAUCUAUUGGAACUAA
This is a messenger RNA of Mesocricetus auratus (golden hamster), 3738 nucleotides long. RefSeq names its product peroxisomal biogenesis factor 26 (gene Pex26). Gene Ontology annotation, molecular function: ATPase binding; protein-containing complex binding. The transcript is spliced from 5 exons. Lineage: Eukaryota; Metazoa; Chordata; Mammalia; Rodentia; Cricetidae. The record is from RefSeq and is a predicted model, not a curated record. Gene Ontology annotation, biological process: protein import into peroxisome membrane; protein import into peroxisome matrix. Gene Ontology annotation, cellular component: peroxisomal membrane; peroxisome. The coding region runs from base 278 to 1183 and encodes 301 amino acids.